GGGGUCAUGUGGGCGGGGCGGUGAGGCGGGCGGACGGGCGGGCAGACAGACAGCGGCCCAUGUGGAGCGGGCGCGGGAGGAGGAGGAGGCUGAGCCGCCGAGGUAGGAGGAGGCCGGAGCCGCACCCGUACCGCCGGGCCCUGCACGAAGCCAGCGUGGACGCCGGCGGCGCCCAGGCCGCGGCGGCGCCAUGAAGGGUAGCCGGAUCGAGCUGGGAGAUGUGACGCCACACAACAUUAAGCAGCUGAAGAGGCUAAACCAGGUCAUUUUUCCUGUCAGCUACAAUGACAAGUUCUACAAGGAUGUACUGGAGGUUGGCGAACUAGCCAAAUUAGCCUAUUUCAAUGAUAUUGCAGUGGGAGCAGUGUGCUGUAGGGUGGAUCACUCCCAGAACCAGAAGAGACUGUACAUCAUGACACUCGGAUGCCUAGCACCCUACCGAAGGCUAGGAAUAGGAACUAAAAUGUUGAAUCAUGUCUUAAACAUCUGUGAAAAAGAUGGCACUUUUGACAACAUCUAUCUGCAUGUCCAGAUCAGCAAUGAGUCUGCAAUUGACUUCUACAGAAAGUUUGGCUUUGAGAUCAUUGAGACGAAGAAAAACUACUACAAGAGGAUAGAGCCCGCAGAUGCUCACGUGCUGCAGAAAAACCUCAAAGCCCCUUGUCUUGGCCAGAACGCAGAUGUGCAAAAGACCGACAACUGAACAAAACCCCAACGAACACUUUCUUGCACUUGCUUGUCGCCAAAUAAGGAAAGAGAGGCCUCUUGAUUUUUUUCUUUUUGUUUUUCUUGUUUUUUACUCAGCCCCCUCAUCCUUUUCUUUUUUUUCUCUUGACCUCUCUCCAACAAAAUGUAAUGCUUCUUCCAAGGAUUCUCCAAUCAUGUUUGGGGUUAUUUGUUUGGGUUGGUUUGUUGUUUUGGGUUUUUUUUGAGCUCUCCUUUCUGUGUUUUUUUUUUUGUUUGUUUGUUUUAGGUUUUUUUGGGGGGGAUUUAUUUCUUUCUGGGGGUGGGAAAAGGUGUGCAGAUCUCUUAAGUUUGAGGUGUGGAGGGCUUGAGCAGGUUAUCCUGAUGACAAGUUUCCUUCAGAAUUAUCUCUUUCAGUAAGCAGAAUGUAAAUCCAAUGGGGGGGAAAGGAAAAGCAAUAUCUUGUCCUUUGACUCCUACAUUAUUGUGUUUUUUAUAACCUACAGGGUACUUUACUCCCCCCCAACCUUUGAAUGUUACUUAAGUACUUGCCAUCCUUCCUUUUAUUUCCCCCCACCUCAAAAAAGUAUGUUUAGUUCUUCCCAAUAUUUUUUGAGUAUGGCUUUUUCCUUCAUCUUUUGCUGAGAAGGGUGGGCUACUUCACCGUAUCUUUUCACUCUGCCUGGCCUGAUCUUUUUAAAUGCUUUUUUUAAGUAGUCCUCACCCAAGCUGGUGCUACACUUCUUAACUGACCGCGAAGAGGGUUUAGAGUGGUCUUGGUUUUCUGUUUUGUUUUUCCUCAUUUACCCAACUCCCAGCAGAUUCUGCCAGAGUGAGCUCUUCCACACAACUGCAGGUGUUGGCAAGAGUAACCUUGUAAAAAUAUGAAUCCUGAGGCAAGAGCCUUGCUUUAGCAAUGGGUGAGAUGCUGUAGGAUUCAUGGAGAGUUAGUUUUAUCUCUGUUGUUGGGAUGGGAAAAGGGACUGUGACCACCUUUCCAGCUUUGAUCAUAUAAGGCAAGCACCCAUCUCCAGAUAAAUCUGCUACAGCUCCUAAAUCUAUAGUGACAAAUCUGAUAUGAGGCAAGUUUUGAGGGAAUUCGGCAGCAAGGCUGAGAAGGCGAACAUGAAUCUGACCCUAAUCACAUAGCUUUGCAGGAGUCUUCUGGAUUUGCUUGGGAUUGGCUUGGCUUGCUGCGUUUGUGCUCCUUCAGGAAGAGGUGGUUAAGAACUGCACGGUUUGCUCCUUUGAAGAUUCUUUUCACCUUUCCCCCUGUUCAGUUGUAAUAAUGCAGUUCUCCUGUCAGGAGAGGGUAUUCCUAGAGCACCAGAGAAAGCAGCAUAUAUUAGAGAAUUUUAUGGGUUUGGAAAAUAGGCUGACUGGCUUCUUCCUAGUACUAUAACCUCAAAGCUACAGUAAACUCUACUAAGCUCUGUGUUGCAUCCUUUCAGGCUUUGUUUGUGUGAAUAUCAGUGCUCCUUUCUAUGCACUGUUGCCAGUGAUUUUAUGUAUGCCAAUACAAAUACCAUCUUGAGCUUGGACUCUUCUCCAAGCACCUGGGAAAGUGCACUGAGCUGAGACAACACCAACCUGUCCCAUCCCCCAAGUCAAUAAAGGAACUGCAAGUCAAAAAGGGAACUGCAUCCCUUUACUGUUUGUUUUUUAAAGUUUAUAUCUGCAUCUGAAUUUAUCCGCUUUGAAAGCCUCCAACCUAUAGUGUGCAUUGCAGCAAGCAGCUGGUUUGUAGGUGCUGUCCAGUCAUUCAAAGGCGACUUGGGAACCAAGGAUUUCAAGAUGGGAAUUGCGCUGAGGCAAGGGACUGCACCAUUCAUUGCACAUUAUGUGGUCUUUGAUUCCCGAGGGGUGACUAUACAAGCUGCUUCAGAAUUAGUCCUUCUUUCCCAGAGGUGUGGAGUGCAUCUUGACAUACCUAUGCUGGAAAACAGUUACUCUAUUUGCUGGGUUUGCACUAAUUGAGUCUUGGGAAUGGGUGGAUCUCUAACAACAAGAGCCCUUCUGCAUGGCCUGAGCACCUGUGUUGGCAGCACUUGGUGGCAGACUCUGGCUAGAAAGAUGCAAAUGGCUUCCUUGGCCAGAGGCAGCCUGGUUUUGACAAAAGCUUAUUUUUAGUACUGCUAGGACCUGCUUGCUCUGGUUAUGUUGGCAGUUCCAGCAUCUUUUUAGAAGGGGAUGUAUUGAAGCACAAUUAACUUGUCCUAUGCCAACAUAGUUUCCCUGGCCAUCUGUAGACCAAACCAAGAAAAGUAUGUGGAGGGAGAGAGAUAGUAUUGUAUUUGAGGAUGUUUGUGCAGCACAGCUGGAACUCAGACCAUAGCUGCCUCUGGUGCCAAGCAAAGUGCUCUUCAUUCUUCUAGAAAUAAGUGGUAAGUGUUUGGGUUGUGUAGAUGGGUGUUGGGUUAUGAACUCUUAGGAUUUGCUGUUGUUGUAGGCUUCCACAAAUCAGUGUGUUUCACAGACAGUUUUCCUUCAGGUUUAAAAGUACGAGUCUGAUGUCUGAACUUACUUGGAUUAAUCUUUGUUUCUGUCUUUUUUUGCUUUGGGCUGCCAUCAUUCUAUGAAUGUAUCCCUGAAAACAAUUCUUAAAGCUCCUAUUACCCAGCAAGCCUGCCUUAUUAUAAUUUCUGAUAAAAUGUUUUGUAGGAGGUGGAAGUGAGAGCAACCACAAAUAUAAGACUCCUUUUCCCAGGCUAUUAAUCUUGGAAAAUGGUUUUUGUAUGUGGAUCACAAGGUUCAAUCUAAAUCUCAAUAGAAAGCUGUGUUCCCUGUACAUGGAUAAGGGCGAGUAAAGGUCAGUAGUUCUGAAUGACAAACAGUUGUGUUUUAUUUAGUGUAUCAGCCAUGUGGAGUGUGGGAAGAGAAUGCUUUAUCUUAGUGCUGUUACCCAGAGACGCUGAAAUUGUGUGAAGUAUGGGCUUACUGCAGAGAAUUUCAGUUACUUUGUGCUGCAGAACCUCCUUUUUGCUUGAAACAGCAGCGGAUGAACAAUUAGAUUUUUUAAAAGCUGGGAGUUUCAGUGGAAAACACCAAACCACCAGCACGUCCUGUUGUGGACGAAGCUCUAGCAUGAAAAAUGUGUGCGACUAACAGCUUUAGAGUGUAAAUUGUGUAUAUAUGAGUUAUUCCUGAAUCUCUGCAACUGGUUUUGUCAUACAUCGGUUGAAGUAUGAAGAUAUUGCCUACAGAAAGACUCCUACUUGAGGAAACCAUGGUACAGAGGAAGAAGAAUCAUCCAGGAGAGGUAUUCCUUGUUUUUGGGAGGGGAAAGGGAGAGAUUUUAUUUUGUGUAUACAGAAACUGGCUGAGUUUGUGAUGCAGCUAAUGGUUAAACCUGCCAACUAAAUAUGACAUACUGUUACAAUUAAAACAAACUUAUGUGAUGUUUUGUUAAAUCUUGAUGGUGCCCUGUGUCUAGUAACAAUUUGAUCCUCCAAAUUGUUUUAUUCUCCCCCGUGUUGUAAUCCAGGGUCAGCUGCUAUGCACAAAGUCUGUGUUUUGUAAAGUGUUUGCUGACUUGGAUGUUUCUUUUGAAUCUGCAACUGCUUCCUGAUUAAUUUGGCGAAGACCACCCAUGGUCACUUGAGUUAAGAUUUAGUCAAAGGUAUGCUGUAUGCAGUUUACAGAUGCAUUUUUGAUGUUACAGGUUAAGUUGCAGGGGGAGCAAAUUCUUUACAAUAAGAUGGUCCAUUUUGAAUCUAUAUCAUUGCCCUUGUUGUACAUCAGGAGCAUGUUUUUGUUUUUCUCAAACUCUUUAGAAAUACCGUUCAGAAUAAACGUGCACUAUUUGAGUUAUGUCAAUUAUGACUUGUCUUGUGCAUUCUUUUUGCAGUCCAGCCGUUUCCCUCUGAUACGAGGUAGAAAACAUUCCUCAGAUGCUUCAUAAACAGUGUAACUCUCAAGAUUUCUAAUCUGAAUUGUGAAUUAGGCUGCUGUGAUGAAUGGCAUGGGUGUCUGACAGCCGAGGAGAGUGGGGUCUGUUUGGUUUUUUUCCCUGAAGUUAUGAGCCUUUUCUCAGAAUUACUCUGCCUGGUAUGUUGGGAGGGAUGAGAGGCAGAGGAACUAUCCUGGAAUGCUUCUGCACUGACUAGUGAGCAGUCUUGAAACAAACAGAUGAGGCAUCAAGAACUCUGUUUUGGACAUUAUAGGC
This is a messenger RNA of Cuculus canorus (common cuckoo), 4849 nucleotides long. It is a transcript of the gene NAA50, whose product is annotated as N-alpha-acetyltransferase 50, NatE catalytic subunit. NCBI's taxonomy places the organism in Eukaryota, Metazoa, Chordata, Aves, Cuculiformes, Cuculidae. Gene Ontology annotation, biological process: mitotic sister chromatid cohesion. The transcript is spliced from 5 exons. Gene Ontology annotation, molecular function: acyltransferase activity, transferring groups other than amino-acyl groups. The record is from RefSeq and is a predicted model, not a curated record. Gene Ontology annotation, cellular component: NatA complex. Bases 191 to 703 code for a protein of 170 amino acids.